CUCCCCGGAGACCGGACGGCCGGGUGGAAGGACGACGUGGGACGAGGAAGCCGUCAACUGGCCUUCUCGGUCAGCCGGGAGGAGGGCUGCCGCACGGCUGCUGGGAUUGGUUUCCUCCGCCGGCACUCCGGGCCGGGAACCCGUGGGCGGCGCGGCGGGCUGCGGGCGGACGGGUAGGGGUCCACCUCCCCGGGAAAAGCGCACGCCCUGCACGCCCCCGAGAAGUCGGCCCGCCACUGUCGCUGAGUGAUUGCGUCUUGGAGUGCGGAAACCACCUUUGCAUACCUCCCCGACUUCUGGACACAACUGCCGUGACGUCUUAGCUCCGCAGAGUUCUCAGGACCUCAUGGAUCGCAGAGGGACCAAGAGAAAAGUGGAAAACGUAGAGGUAGCUGAGCCUCGGAACAAACUCCCCAGCCCAGCACCCUCAAUGCCCACAGACCCUGCCCUCUACUCUGGGCCCUUCCCUUUCUACCGCCGCCCAUCCGAACUGGGCUGCUUCUCCCUGGAUGCACAACGCCAGUACCAUGGAGAUGCUCAAGCCUUGCGCUACUACAGCCCACCCCCUACCAAUGGUCAAGGCCCCAACUUUGACCUCAGAGAUGGAUACCCUGAUCGAUACCAGCCCAGGGACGAGGAGAUCCGAGAGGGGCUGGAUCACCUGCUACGCUGGCUUCUGGAUCACCGAGGCCAGCUGGAGGGGGGUCCAGGCUGGCUGGCAGGGGCCAUAGUGACAUGGCGAGGGCACCUGACAAAAUUGCUAACCACACCGUAUGAGCGGCAGGAGGGCUGGCAGCUGGCGGCCUCCCGCUUCCAGGGGACACUGUACCUGAGUGAGGUAGAGACGCCGGCAGCUCGGGCCCAGCGGCUUGCCCGGCCACCCCUUCUCCGCGAGCUUAUGUACAUGGGGUACAAGUUUGAGCAGUACAUGUGUGCAGACAAACCUGGAAGCUCCCCGGACCCUUCUGGUGAGGUUAACACCAACGUGGCCUUCUGCUCUGUGCUACGCAGCCGCCUGGGAAACCACCCUCUGCUCUUCUCAGGGGAGGUAGACUGCACAGACCCCCAGGCCCCAUCCACACAGCCCCCCACUUGCUAUGUGGAGCUCAAGACCUCCAAAGAGAUGCACAGCCCGGGCCAAUGGAGGAGCUUCUACAGACAUAAGCUCCUGAAAUGGUGGGCUCAGUCAUUCCUUCUGGGGGUCCCAAACGUCGUUGCUGGCUUCCGUAACCCAGAGGGUUUCAUCCGUUCCCUCAAGACCUUCCCUACCAUGGAGAUGUUCGAAUAUGUCAGGAAUGACCGUGAUGGCUGGAAUCCCUCCGUGUGCAUGAACUUCUGUGCUGCCUUCCUUAGCUUUGCCCAGAACACAGUUGUCCAAGAUGAUCCCAGGCUCGUCCAUCUCUUCUCCUGGGAGCCUGGCAGCCCAAUCACAGUGUCUAAACAUCGAGAUGCACCCUAUGCAUUCCUGCCCACGUGGUAUGUGGAGGCCGUGUCCCAGGACCUCCCAUCACCCCCCAAGACACCUUCCCCCAAGGUCUGAGACUUCAGAGGGGCUGGUCCUAUCUCCAUGUGCACAGAUAAAAGCCUGUUUCUUAAGUGGC
Hyaena hyaena (striped hyena) is the source of this 1601-nucleotide messenger RNA. It is a transcript of the gene DXO, whose product is annotated as decapping exoribonuclease. The record is from RefSeq and is a predicted model, not a curated record. The coding region runs from base 347 to 1540 and encodes 397 amino acids. Gene Ontology annotation, molecular function: mRNA 5'-diphosphatase activity. Gene Ontology annotation, biological process: NAD-cap decapping; nuclear-transcribed mRNA catabolic process. Gene Ontology annotation, cellular component: nucleus; cytosol. The transcript has 7 exons. Lineage: Eukaryota; Metazoa; Chordata; Mammalia; Carnivora; Hyaenidae.